AUGUGUGGUAGAUAUGCCCUCGGCGUGCGCAUGGUCUUCAUGCGUCGGCGCCUCCAGGAACAAGGCCUCCAGGUUGACGAAGCACCCUCCGAUGACGAGGUCCGAGAGACAUACAAUUUCGCACCGGGCAACUUUGGCGCCGUCUAUCGCGCGGAUAUAUAUCCCUCCGGUCAUGGCGAGGAACAAAAUGAAAACGACGACAGUGGACCUCACACUACAUUACGUACACAGGAUAGGGCCAGAGCGAAAGACGAACAAUCGCAUUGCCAGCUUUAUUAUAAGAUUCAGAGCAUGAAGUGGGGACUGGUCCCGUUCUGGACGAAGCGGAAACCGGACUACGGGUCGCUGAUGCGGACGAUCAAUUGUCGGGAUGACUCGCUGGUCGAGGAUCGCGGGAUGUGGACGUCCAUGAAGCGGAAGAAGAGGUGUGUGGUUGUCUGUCAGGGUUUCUAUGAGUGGUUGAAGAAGGGGCCGGGGGGGAAGGAGAAGGUGCCGCAUUUUGUGAAGCGGAAGGAUGGGGAGUUGAUGCUUUUUGCUGGGUUGUGGGAUUGUGUUUCUUAUGAAGGGGAGGAUGAGAAGCUCUACACGUAUACGAUUAUUACGACGUCUUCGAACCCAUAUCUGAAGUUCCUUCAUGAUCGCAUGCCGGUGAUUCUUGAUCCAACUAGCGAGGCGAUGAAGAUUUGGCUGGAUCCGAAUCGGACGACGUGGUCGAAGGAACUACAGUCUGUGCUGAAGCCGUACGAGGGCGAGCUGGAAUGCUAUCCCGUUCCCAAGGAGGUCGGCAAGGUUGGAAACAACUCCCCUGACUUCAUUGUACCGGUGAAUAGUAAGGAAAAUAAGAGUAAUAUUGCGAAUUUCUUUGCAAAUGCAAAGAAAAAGACCGAGCCGGGUGUCAAAAUUGAAGGCGAUGACAGUACGGAUCAAAAUAUAAUCAAGAACGAAGACGAUCCGCGUCCAACGAAGGACGAUGAAUGGAGCGAGGAUAAUGCACCCAAGCCAGCAGCGGGCAUCAAGAGAGAACGCACUCCCGAGGAGCCUGGAAAGGUAGUAGAUGAGGGGAUGAAGAAACUAAAAACAGGGCCGCUCAUCCCUUCGUCAAAGAAGAUCACAAAGCAUAACCCAGUGUCGAUGCAACAGACAAGCCCUGUCGGAAAGAAGAUGCGAAGUGCCACUCAUAAUGAAAAGCCCAUGAAAAAGGUGAACGCGAAGAAAGCUGAUGGAUCUCAGCCAAUCACAAAGUUUUUCUCAAACUGA
Messenger RNA from Aspergillus pseudotamarii, 1257 nucleotides. RefSeq names its product SOS response-associated peptidase. Gene Ontology annotation, biological process: DNA damage response. Gene Ontology annotation, molecular function: single-stranded DNA binding. The record is from RefSeq and is a predicted model, not a curated record. The transcript has 3 exons. Lineage: Eukaryota; Fungi; Ascomycota; Eurotiomycetes; Eurotiales; Aspergillaceae. Bases 1 to 1257 code for a protein of 418 amino acids.